This is a messenger RNA of Phacochoerus africanus (Common warthog), 2047 nucleotides long. RefSeq names its product coiled-coil domain containing 63 (gene CCDC63). The transcript has 12 exons. Gene Ontology annotation, cellular component: axoneme. Lineage: Eukaryota; Metazoa; Chordata; Mammalia; Artiodactyla; Suidae. The record is from RefSeq and is a predicted model, not a curated record. Bases 169 to 1860 code for a protein of 563 amino acids. Gene Ontology annotation, biological process: cilium movement; outer dynein arm assembly.
GCCAACAGCAACAGGGGCGACAUACUUCCUUGUUCCCAUCCAUGGAGCUAGAAAAAAUCAUCUCCCCUCCAACUCUGGACUGGCAUCGCAGAGAGAGAAAGGAGCACUUGUUGGCUUUGACCUCUCCGAUACGGUGUCCGAGCAGAGGGAAAGCACGAUUCCUUCACGAUGCCAUCAGCGAAGAAGCACAGGAGAAAAGACCCCCAAAGUCCCCAGGAACCUUCAGAAAAGACCAAAGAGCAGCUGCUCGAGGUGGAGCUUCGGAAGCUGAGACAGCAGUUCCGGAAAAUGGUGGACAGUCGGAAGUCCUUUAACUUCCAAUCCCAGCAGAAGAUCACGAACCAGCACAAGGAAAUCAAGACCCUGCAGGAGGAGCAGGAGGAGAUCACCCUGCUUUUAAAUCUCAUCAAGUCCUCCAGGAACUUGGAUCUGAAUGAGAAAAACUACGUGGAGCUGCGUUUCUUGCUGCAAACCAAGGAGGACUACGAGGCUCUGAUUAAAUCCCUGAAACUGCUGUUGGCUGAUCUGGAUGAGAAGAUUGUUCAGAUGGAAAAAAAAAUUGUUAACCAAAGACAGAUCUUCACAAAAAUACAGGAGGCCAACAACCCCCAGAAACUGCAAAAACAGAUUCACAUUUUGGAAACACGUUUGAAUCUCGUUACUGUACACUUUGACAAGAUGCUGACUGCCAAUGCUAAGCUCCGGAAGGAGAUUGAAGACCUGCGGUAUGAGAAGGCUGCAUAUGACAACGUCUACCAGCAGCUUCACCACCGUCUUCUGAUGCAGAAGAAAACAAUGAACACGGCCAUUGAGCAGUCUGCGCAGGCAUAUGAGCAGAGGCUGGAAGCCAUGGCCCGAAUGGCUGCCAUGAAGGACCGGCAGCAGAAGGACAUCUCUCAGUACAACCUGGAGAUCCGAGAGCUGGAACGCGUCUAUGCUCAUGAAACUAAACUCAAGUCCUUCCUGCUCGUCAAGCUAUAUGAUCGCUUGGAGUUUGAGGAGCAGGCCAAAAAGGAAGAAGCUCUCAAGUCAAAGAAGCACAGGAAGAAGAACAAGGGUGAGAGUUUUGAGAGCUACGAAGUGGCUCAUCUCCGGCUGCUGAAGUUGAUUGAGAAUGGGAACCUGAAUCAGCUCAUUGAAGAGUUUCUGGCCAAGGAGGAGAAGAACUUCGCUCGGUUCACGUAUGUGACGGAGCUCAACAAUGACAUGGAGACCAUGCACAAGAAGACCGAGAGAAUCCAGAAUGAAAUCAUGCACUUGCGAUCCCAGCAGAAAUCGGUCCAUGAUGACAACGACUCCGCCCUGAGACAGCUGGAGGAGAAACUAAAGAAGACCACGGAGGAGGCAGAUAUGUACGAGAACAAUCACAGGGAGAUCAGCAAGACCUUGGAGUAUCUCAAGAAUGCUGUGGAGAACCUGUUUAAGAAGAUACAUUGUGAUGCCACCAAGAUCCUGGUGCAGUUAGGGGAGACAGGGAAGGUCACAGAUACCAACCUCCCGCAGUACUUUGCCAUCAUUGAAAAAAAGACCAACGACCUGCUGCUGUUAGAAUCCUACAAGCGGAUCAUGGAUAUGGAAGUGGCAGAGGCGGAGGUCCCGCCACCCUUCAUCAACCCCUUCUGGGGCGGCUCUGCCCUCCUCAAGCCUGCAGAACUCGUCAAGGUCACGCCCCCAGUGCUCGGGGCUGAACCCCUUAGCGACAAGCUGGACGAAGUGGACCAGCCCCUGGACCACAGCAGCCUUCGGCAGCUGGUGCUCAGCCAUUACACGGCGAGAGAGUAUCGAAAUAGGGAUUUACAACUGGACGGCACAUCUGAAAAGGGGGAAGAUCUGAGGUCCAAGAAGAAGUUAAUGGUUUGAGGGAGAUGUGGCCACGUUUGUACCAUAACCGGAGAAAGUAAAUGCUUUUUUCCAUAACCCCAGUGCCUCGUCAUGCUCAUUUCUAAGAGACUGGGGUGCUGGAGGGGGCACGGGGCAGAGGGGCAGGAGGGACAAGUCCCAAAGUCAGUGCAGGGGGCAGGAAUGGUGUGAGGUCACCAUGGCUCCC